AUGUUCCUGGUGACGGUGAUGGUGACGGCCCGGGGCGGGGACCCUUGUGCUCUACUCCUGGACAGACCAGCAGCCACCCUCGCCAUCAACACACUCCUGCCACUAGAGUCCCCCUAUACCCACACCUGCAUCACCUAUACGGCCGUUAAUGAAGCCUUCCUCACCGCCUCUGAGAAGACAGCCAUUGUGAGCCGCCCUAAGGGAGCCUGGAAGCCUGAGGACAUAGCACCCUUGGGGGAGGUCCUCCUUCACACCACCAGGAUCCUUGCUCAAAGGUUCAGGCUGAGUCAGCAGGAAGUGUGGUCGGCGCUGCCCCAGCUGGACACUCGUAAGACGAUUAUCGCCAAACAUUGCCCGGACUUCGCUUCCUCCUUACGCUGUAUCCCUAGCAAGUACCGCCGCCACGAUGGUCUCUGCAACAACCUUUAUGUGCCCACCUUCGCCUCCACCAGAAGUGUUUUCUCCAGAUUGGUGCCGCCAGCGUACAGUGAUGGAGUGGGUGACCCGCGGGUCAGUGUUGUGCGUGGAGAACACCUUCCCUCGCCUCGGGCUGUCUCGGCUACCGUCCACCGCGACAAGGGCUUUCAUGAUCACGCCAUCACACUCUACGUGGUGGCGUGGGGCCAGUUCAUGGACCACGACUUUACCCUCACCGCCACGCCCCUCGAUCCAAUGACCAGGAAUGAGCCAGGGGGAUGCUGUCAGCCGUCUACUGCCAACCAGACCAACCCCUUAUGCCUACCCAUACACCUGCCUCCUAAUGAUCCCUUCUACUCCACCUUCGGCCAGAGCUGCAUGGACUUCGUCAGAGCGUUUUCUGGCGUCCGUAUGGAUUGUAGGCUAGGUGUUCGCGCCCCCUUCAACGUCCAGGCCGGGGUCAUUGACGCUAAUACUGUAUAUGGAAGUGACCCUGUACUUGCCAGGAAGCUGCGGUUACUACGUGGAGGACUGAUGAAGAUGAACAAUACCCUCUCGUCGCUGGGAUUAAAGGAACUUCUACCCCUAAAGCUGGACUGGCCUGAUGAGGGCUGCCUGAGGUCCUUCCCCAACCAGUAUUGCUUCGAGGCAGGAGACAUCCGGGUGAACGAGCAGCUGAUCCUGACCACCAUGCACACACUAUGGUUCCGGGAACACAACCGCCUCGCUAAAUCUCUCUCACGCCUCAACCCCCACUGGAAUGAUGAGACUCUCUACCAGGAGACACGGCGUAUCGUGGUGGCGCAGAUUCAACACAUUACUUUUAAAGAGUUUCUUCCCCUCCUGUUGGGUGAGGACGUCAUGAAGCAAUAUGAUCUCAUCCUUCGUAGGACUGGCUACUGGGAUGGCUACAAUCCCUCCACAGAUCCCUCAAUGACUGUCGCCUUUAUCAGCGCUGCCUUCAGGUUCGGACACUCCCUUCUCCCAAGUGCUGUGGAGAGGUGGAGCGCCUCGCACAAGUUCAUAGCGUCAACACGACUGAGUCGACUGAUUCGACAGCCAUGGGACCUCUUCAGAGCGGGUGUGUUGGAUCAGUACUAUGUGGGUCUGAUGAACCAGCCCGCCCAGGCUGUGGAUGAUGCUGUGACCCAAGAAGUGACGAACCAUCUGUUUGAGCCUCCUGAGAAGAAUUUCGGCAUAGACUUGGUCUCACUUAACCUGCAACGAGGCAGAGAGAUGGGCCUCCCAGGCUACACCACCUACAGGCGAUAUUGUGGGCUGCCGGCCAUAUACACCUUUGAUCAGCUGGGACUGUACAUGUCCAAUUUCACGGCACAAAGAUACAAGAAGCUAUACAGCCAUGUUGAUGAUAUCGACCUGUGGAGUGCAGGGGUGUCGGAGAGGCCAUUGGCAGGGUCACUGCUGGGGCCGACCUUUACCUGCAUCGUGGCCACCCAGAUGCAACGACUUAAAUAUGGUGACAGAUACUGGUAUGAACUGCCAGGCCAGCCAUCUUCCCUCACCUUGCGUCAGCUGGAGUCAAUCAGGAGUACAAGUCUGGCACGAGUGUUGUGUGAGAACAGUGACAAUCUGUUAACUCUCCAGCGCUACCCCAUGGUGCUCGUAGACUACAAGUUAAACCCGCGAGUGUCAUGUAAGGGCGGCUUCCUUCCUCACCUUGAUCUAACACCCUGGCAGGAGACAGCCCCUGGUCCAUCAUUUCCAGCUGCUGAUUAAGACUCCACCUCUCAUCAGGCCGAGUCUCUAGUAGUAGCUCUUUUUAUUUGUACACAUUCGGCUAAAUUAUAACAAGUCUGAAUGAUAUAUUCGUUGAACACUUAAAGAUAACACAGUAUCUUGAAAUGUAUAAGUAUUUUGUGUAGUUCCUUGUUUAUUUAGGAAUGGCAGACUGUAAUGUAGCAAUCUGUCAUAUGUGAUAUUUUUUAAUGCUCACAAAAAUUACUUCACAACAUGGAGACCCACAAGCAACUGUCCUAUUUGAAAUAUCACAUAAACUAACAUUUGAAUUAGCUUCUAUACUAAUUAUUAAAAUAAAGUCGGUAAAAAAUAACCAAUAUCUUAUACCAGUAAGAAUUAAAAUGUUUGCAACAUUAUACAAAAUGAUUUCAGUGUGUAUACAUGUGUGGAAGACCUCAACACUCACUGUCCUCCACAACACCUAACACCUUUUGUUGUCUACAGCUGAUGAUACAAAACCUUUUGUUGUCUACAGCAUGAUUACCUAUGUAACAAAAAUACUUUAUUGAAAGGGCAGUGUUGAAGUUUCUUGUGACCACAAGAAACAAACAUAUUUAACCUGACCUGACCUAACCUACCCAAACUUCACUUGUAUGAUUUUGCUUAUUAUACUAAUUGUGCCAUUGCAAAGUCAUUUAAUUUUUUUAUUUAUAUAAUAAACACUACUGAGUUAGCUUAUUCCUAAGUGUAAAAUCAGAUUAAUGAUGUUAGAAGUUGUGACAGUAUGAAUGUUAGGGCUGGUCCAAAGUUUUGGUACCCUUUUGUCUGUACAGAUACAUGUUCUGUAUUGACCAGUUUUGGAAAGAAAGACUACUUCAAUUAGCAGCGUCAUUUCCUAAUUUGCCUAUACUAAAUAUAUAUCCAUGUUAUAUUAACAUAAAUAAAUAAACCCUCGCACUUCCAGACAAUCAGGGGUGAUGGCGUCCGGAUGUCACAUGGACGGUUUUGAUUAUAACAAUAAUAGAGUAUUAUUAAUAAUGGUAUUGAAGAAUAAUACAGUAAUAACAAUAAUAAUCAUAUUAGUGCGUUACUCAAUAAAUGACAUGCAGUGAGUAGCUACAGGAGAUGUGAACAGUGUCCAUUAUAGCGGUGGGGGUAAACGUGGCAUACGGACUGAGAGAGAGAUCAGAUAUGAAUUUUCCACUUACAGAUGUCGUCCGGACCAACUGAAAUUUAGAUCUGAGGAGUCCAGAAGUGCGAGGGUGUACUGUAAGUGAUAUUCCCUUUAGCCAGAACAAUUGGUGCAGAACACUUCUGGGAAUGAGAGCUUCCAGAUUUCAGGAAUUUUUCUGGGUACUGGGAAAGGUUUCUUGUAAUUUUCCAGAAAAUUUUCAUUAUUUCAUCCUUGGAAUUCGCUCCCAAACCAGGAUAAAUAUUUGGAGAAAGUUUCUGGAAUUUAACAGAAAAUGCACCUAAUUUUCAGCCUCAGAAAAUCGGUUCCCAAACUGGAAUUGAGAGAAAUUUUGAAUUGAAUUGAAACAAUUGAAUUUGAAUUGAAUCCGGAAAAUUUUCAAGCUCAUUUCAAUUCCAGCAAUUGGAGAGGUCUGGCUAAUGGAGAUAUCACUUGUAUACCUUGUGAUCUCUUGAGUAAAUAAUAAAAAUAAGAUUUC
Molecule: messenger RNA, 3785 nt
Organism: Homarus americanus (American lobster)
Lineage: Eukaryota; Metazoa; Arthropoda; Malacostraca; Decapoda; Nephropidae
Product: chorion peroxidase-like
Exons: 17
Coding region: 1-2154 (717 amino acids)
Biological process (GO): response to oxidative stress
Molecular function (GO): peroxidase activity; heme binding
Source: RefSeq, a predicted model, not a curated record